Fusarium verticillioides 7600 is the source of this 2028-nucleotide messenger RNA. RefSeq lists its product as hypothetical. Bases 1 to 2028 code for a protein of 675 amino acids. The transcript has 2 exons. The record is from RefSeq and is a predicted model, not a curated record. Lineage: Eukaryota; Fungi; Ascomycota; Sordariomycetes; Hypocreales; Nectriaceae.
AUGCCGUCUUCAUACCAUAAAGGCCAGGUCUAUGAAUGUGUCUCCAACGAUCCGUCGGAUCUACAGUCCCGGCCCCAGCACCAGCAUUCUCCCACUCAAAGGCUAGGCCUUGUGCGCAUUCUGGUACUAUCAUUAGGCACUGUCGUUAUUGCUGCUGUGGUCACUUUCUUAGGCUUCCUCUGGUGGGGUGCCAUUGCAUCCGUCAACGAAGGCGACAGACCCAGCUCACACAUUUUGCGACGCAUUCUCGGCUCAGGAUGGCUUCUCAGGUCCAUCACUAUCUCCUCGCUCGUCUACCGCGUGGUCGCUGGAGCACAGGCUGCCACCGCCACUGAGAUGAUCGCCUCUAUCUUUCUUGAGGACAACGGUUGCCUGCUGCCGGACCUCGCUCGCCUAUCACUGACACGCUGUCAAACCGCGGGGCCAUUCCAGCUAGCAUUUACUGCAUCUCGACAGCUUUUCGACCCAGGGAACCUUUUCAAGUCUGGAUUGCUGGUUGCUUUGCUGAUAGCAAGCGUUGUUACGCAGUUCACUUCCACUAUCUUGUUGACCGACUUGAGCGCCGCCCGUCUUGUCAACGACCCCACUGCUCUUAAUGUCGCCUUUGGUUUCAAGUACCCUUCCAGUGAAGACGAGAACUCGUCUGCCAAUCUAUUCAAUCCUUACGCGGGUGUUGAUUACUGGACGAGCCGUCCAUCGUCCUAUCUCCGCUUCGCUGAGAUAUCAACGCCACCCGUUCAGGGUGACGGUGUUUAUGAUACGGGAGCCAUAGCUCGUGCAUUUCUUCCCUUUAACAACUCAACCCGACGCGCCACUCUACGAAGUUACGAGGGGCCUGCCACUGUUGUCGACGCCCGUGUCAUAUGCAUUCGUCCUCGGCUAAGCAUACAUACCAUCAAUCUGACAGACGUAUAUAUGCUGUCUCUAGGUGGUUCAGUCUCUAUACAUGGAGAAUACGAAGGUCUCGACACCACAUAUCCAGAUCCCUCAAGCUUCGCAUGCAUGGUGGAUGUAGGCAAAGUCAGUGAUAGACCGCUGCAGCAAAGAAUGUCUCUCUGCCCAAUGGACUCAGAUCUUGCGUUUAUCAAAGGCGGUGUUCGACCAGAUUUAUCAUCAUUUACCAAGGCCUAUCUACUCAUCAACGCCACCUCUGGCUUUGAGAAUUGGCGAGAAAAUGGCCUAGGUGGUAACGAACCCGUGACUAUCUUGGAAAGUGACAGGGCAAGCCAAUCCCAAGGAACAUGGCAGUCCUUUGGCAUCAAUGGGGCCCCGGAUACAGGCAUCGAUGCGACCCUGUGCUUCGCUAACCCGAUCCCAUGGGACUACAAGAUAUCUGCCGCUAGUUCUCAAGACGGCUUUGAGCCCACCCUGCAGUGGAAUAUAACCACGGGCACGUAUCGGAGCAACGCUGUACGAUCCCUUUUAGGAUCGACACUCGCCCCAGUCCCUUCUUUGGAGCGAGGUCUACUUAAGCUAGCAUCGCCAGGUAAUUGGAGCACUGCCGAGGCCAGCAUUACCUUUAAUACCUCAAACACGAUUAAUUACAUCUGGACAGCCCUGAGAACCGGAAGAUAUAACGUCAGUUUGAGCCUGUCAAAACGGGAGAAUUGGGAUGACUUGCCGUUAUUAGUGCCACAUCGCGCCCAUAUCGGACUGUUCCAAGAGAUCCUAGCCCACACAGACAGCAAUGCGGCGUUGGCGAUGCAGGCACUCUUUUUCACAUUGCUCCAAAUGUCAUAUUCAGAUUAUACGGCCGAGUUCGAUGUUUCAGCAGAGGCGAGCGCUCGCUUCUCGCAGGACGUCAUUAUCCCUGUGCAAUGGCGCGGAUUCAUAAUCUUCUGUACCAUCGUAGGCAUACAUAUAGCGCUAGUUACUACCAUCAUGGCGACAUUCUUUCUAAGGACAAGAUUUACAGCACUAGGAAAUGCUUGGCAGGCUGUAGGGCAAGCUGUAGAGGUGGCGGGCGGUGAGACGGUUUAUCGAGCUGCGGGUAUGACAGACAAACAGAUGAAGGCAACUACUAUUUAA